GCUCCCAAUUGAUCGUCCGGAGGGGUUGUGGGGGCUUUUAUUUAACCUGAACAAUUUUUCCCUCGUCAUCACUCCUGACUUCUUGCUUCUCUCUGAUCUAGUGUCCUCCUCGCCGUCUGUAUCUCAGGAUGUCUCAACAUAAGUCUGCCAUCCUCUCCGUCUACGAUAAGACCGGACUGCUCGACCUGGCCAAGGGCCUCGUCAAGCAGAAUGUCCGUCUGCUUGCCUCUGGUGGUACUGCGAAGUUGAUUCGGGAGGCGGGAUUCCCCGUUGAAGAUGUCUCCGCCAUCACCCACGCCCCGGAGAUGCUCGGUGGCCGUGUCAAGACCCUUCACCCCGCCGUCCACGGUGGUAUCCUUGCUCGUGACAUCGAGUCCGACAACAAGGAUCUGGCCGAGCAGAAGAUCGCAAAGGUUGACUACGUUGUCUGCAACCUGUACCCCUUCGUGGAAACCGUCAAGAAGGUCAACGUUACCAUCGAAGAGGCUGUUGAGGAGAUUGACAUCGGUGGAGUGACUCUCCUCCGCGCUGCGGCCAAGAACCACUCCCGCGUUACCAUCCUCUCGGACCCCCAGGACUACCCCGAGUUCCUCAAGGAAUUGGAAGCCGGUGAGAUCACCGACGCCAGCCGGAAAGCCUACGCCCUCAAGGCUUUCGAGCACACUGCCGACUAUGAUACCGCUAUCUCUGGCUUCUUCCGCAAGCAGUAUGCUGGCAACGGUGAGCAGCACAUCGCUCUCCGCUACGGCACCAACCCCCACCAGAAGCCGGCUUCUGCCUUCAUGGCCCAGGGUAAGCUGCCUUUCAAGGCCCUGAACGGUUCCCCUGGCUAUGUCAACCUGCUUGAUGCUCUCAACGCCUGGGCUCUUGUCAAGGAACUCAAGCAGGCUCUCGGCCUCCCGGCUGCGGCCAGCUUCAAGCACGUGUCCCCCGCCGGUGCUGCCGUGGGUGUGCCCCUGAGCGAGAAGGAGCGCAAGGUCUACAUGGUCGAUGACAUUGCGGGUAUCGAGUCGUCCGGUCUGGCUCAGGCCUAUGCUCGUGCCCGUGGUGCCGACCGUAUGUCCAGCUUCGGUGACAUCCUCGCCCUCAGUGACGUUGUCGACGUCCCCACCGCAAAGAUCGUCUCUCGUGAGGUCUCCGACGGUGUCAUCGCCGCCGGCUACACCCCCGAGGCCCUGCAGAUUCUUUCCAAGAAGAAGGGAGGCAAGUACCUUGUGCUGCAGAUGGACGAGAACUACACUCCUGCCGCUGAGGAGACCCGCACUCUGUACGGUGUCCAGCUCACUCAGCACCGCAACGAUGUUGUGAUCUCUCCUCAGAAGACCUUCAACACGGUCAUCACUCCCAAGGAGCUGAAGAGCCUGCCCGAGUCUGCUCUGCGGGAUCUUACCGUGGCGACCAUUGCCCUGAAGUACACUCAGUCCAACUCUGUGUGUUACGCUCUGAAUGGUCAGAUCGUUGGCCUGGGUGCCGGCCAGCAGAGCCGUAUCCACUGCACUCGUCUGGCUGGUGACAAGGCAGACAACUGGUGGAUGCGCUUCCACGACCGCGUGCUCAGCAUUAAGUGGAAGCAGGGUACCAAGCGCCCCGACAAGAGCAACGCUAUUGACCUGCUCUGCUCCGGCCAGACCCCUCGCAGUGAUGCCGAGAAGGCCGAAUACGAGCGUGUCUUCGAGGAAGUCCCUGCUCCGUUCACCCAGGAAGAGCGGGACGCCUGGCUCGAGAAGCUGACCGAUGUCGUCGUCUCCUCCGAUGCUUUCUUCCCCUUCAUCGACAACGUUUUCCGUGCCGCCCGCUCCGGUGUCAAGUACAUUGCCGCCCCCAGCGGCAGCCAGAACGACGGAGCUGUCUUCGAGACCUCCGAGAAGCUCGGCAUUACUUUUGUCGAGCAGGGCACUCGUCUGUUCCACCACUAAGCGCGGUAUUGUUUUCCUUUACUGUAGUCAGGGUUUAUCUUAGGGCCCUUCAUAUGAUGAUGCUUGCGUCUUUGUCACGACCUUAAUACCUCCAUCUUUAACGAAAGGAGACAGGCCUGUAGUAGCGAUAUCCCGAAUCAAAAGUGCCUUCCUUGAAGUAA
Molecule: messenger RNA, 2077 nt
Organism: Aspergillus heteromorphus CBS 117.55
Lineage: Eukaryota; Fungi; Ascomycota; Eurotiomycetes; Eurotiales; Aspergillaceae
Product: phosphoribosylaminoimidazolecarboxamide formyltransferase/IMP cyclohydrolase
Exons: 4
Coding region: 129-1916 (595 amino acids)
Biological process (GO): 'de novo' IMP biosynthetic process
Cellular component (GO): cytosol
Molecular function (GO): IMP cyclohydrolase activity; phosphoribosylaminoimidazolecarboxamide formyltransferase activity
Source: RefSeq, a predicted model, not a curated record